CCGCCGGAAGUGGCCCCGUCAGUGUUGUUCUCCAGUAUUUGGGUUCGCAGUUUGUGGUGGGUUCUCGGCAGGUUCGGCUCUCCUGGUGGGGCGAGACCUGGUCCGAGGAGCCGGAGAGGGAAAUUCAGCUUAAGCCCGGGCAGCGAGAUGGACAUUCUGAAAUCGGAGAUCCUCCGGAAGCGGCAGCUGGUGGAGGACAGGAACCUUCUAGUGGAAAAUAAAAAAUAUUUCAAGCGUAGUGAACUUGCAAAAAAAGAAGAGGAAGCAUAUUAUGAAAGAUGUGGCUACAAGAUACAGCCAAAAGAUGAGGACCAGAAACCAUUAACUUCAUCAAACCCAGUAUUAGAACUUGAACUGGCAGAGGAGAAAUUGCCCAUGACUCUUUCUAGGCAAGAGGUUAUCAGAAGAUUGAGAGAAAGAGGAGAACCAAUCAGACUGUUUGGAGAAACUGAUUAUGAUGCUUUUCAACGUUUAAGAAAAAUAGAGAUCCUCACACCAGAAGUUAACAAGGGAUUGAGAAAUGAUCUGAAAGCAGCUUUGGAUAAGAUUGAUCAGCAGUACCUCAAUGAACUUGUGGGUGGUCAAGAACCUGGAGAGGAAGACACACAGAAUGAUUUGAAAGUUCAUGAAGAAAACACCACUAUUGAAGAGUUAGAGGCUUUGGGAGAGUCUUUGGGAAAAGGUGAUGAUCACAAAGACAUGGACAUCAUUACCAAAUUCCUUAAGUUCCUUCUUGGUGUUUGGGCUAAAGAAUUGAAUGCCAGAGAAGAUUAUGUGAAACGCAGUGUGCAGGGUAAACUGAACAGCGCUACUCAGAAACAGACCGAGUCCUAUCUCAGGCCCCUUUUCAGAAAGCUACGGAAAAGGAGAGAAUACGUGAAGGCUAAUGAUGCUUAUCUUCAGAUGGCCAUUGGAAAUGCCCCUUGGCCCAUUGGUGUGACUAUGGUUGGUAUCCAUGCCAGAACUGGUAGGGAAAAGAUUUUCUCCAAACAUGUUGCACAUGUUUUAAACGAUGAAACACAGCGGAAAUAUAUUCAGGGAUUGAAGAGGUUAAUGACCAUUUGCCAGAAGCACUUUCCUACAGAUCCAUCAAAAUGUGUGGAGUACAAUGCACUAUGAGAUGUGUGUAUGAUGUGUAAAUAACAAUAAGAAACUUAAGGGAGUGUGGUAUGGACUUCUGGAAUUCCGGACAGGAACAGGGAAGAAGAAAAAUGGAGUCUCUAGACUCUGAGUUCUACCUAAUGCAACUCUUGGUUUUAAGAACUAUGCUGGCUCUCGUAUCACAUCUGACUGCAGACUGAUUUCUGUGUCUUGCUUUAAUUUAAAUAGUCGAAAAAUUAAGUUCUAAAAGACUUUUCCUCAUAAUUGUGUAGACAGCAGUUACAAAAGGGGUUUAAAAUGAAUCUUUAUGUCUAGACUUGAAAGUUGCAGUUAGAUACUUAAAAAGGAACAUUGGAGGAUGGACUUAAUUGUUUCUGUAAAAAUAGUGAUUUUUCACUUGUCUUUUAUGUCGUAUUUUUAGCAGAUAUUUUUAUAUGUUUCAACAAAAAUGUGGAACCAUUUAAUGAAAUUUUAUAGCCCUUAAAUGUUGCCGAACUUUUGACGUCUUGCAAUAGAAUUUGAAUGUAAAUUUUAUUACUGUUAAGUGUUCUUUUUUAUGUUUCAAACAAAGCUUGCUUUUACCUU
Pteropus alecto (black flying fox) is the source of this 1686-nucleotide messenger RNA. RefSeq names its product pre-mRNA processing factor 18 (gene PRPF18). Gene Ontology annotation, biological process: RNA splicing; generation of catalytic spliceosome for second transesterification step. The record is from RefSeq and is a predicted model, not a curated record. Lineage: Eukaryota; Metazoa; Chordata; Mammalia; Chiroptera; Pteropodidae. The transcript is spliced from 10 exons. The coding region runs from base 148 to 1119 and encodes 323 amino acids. Gene Ontology annotation, cellular component: U4/U6 x U5 tri-snRNP complex; U5 snRNP; U2-type post-spliceosomal complex.